Messenger RNA from Plenodomus lingam JN3, 873 nucleotides. RefSeq lists its product as uncharacterized. The record is from RefSeq and is a predicted model, not a curated record. Gene Ontology annotation, cellular component: nucleolus. Lineage: Eukaryota; Fungi; Ascomycota; Dothideomycetes; Pleosporales; Leptosphaeriaceae. Gene Ontology annotation, molecular function: rRNA (adenine) methyltransferase activity.
AUGGCUGUCCAGAGACGGAAGAAGACGCUGUCGCAUGGGCGUCCACCGAUCAGUCGGCCCAAAGAGCGCAUGACAGCAGAACGAUCCCGUACUAUAAUCCGAACCCAUCACACGCUGCAGAAAGAGCAUGCGGCAGCAAUAAAAAGCGGAGAUCUGGCAAAGGCGACCAUCAUUUCUCGGAAAAUUGAAGAAAAUGGAGGCAUCAAACUGUAUCAAGCUGCCAGCAAACAAGGCCAGGCGAAGGAUCGAGGCGGCGAUUCUAGCAAAGUUCUUGUCGAGUGGCUUGUACAGGCCCGAGUCCUUGACCCUAAAGCGAGAGAUAGGAAAACUUCUCAGGCAAUACCUCUCAGGUGUCUGGAAGUUGGUGCACUUUCCACCAAGAAUGAAAUAUCCCGGUUCCCAAGCAUAAUCGACAUGCACAGGAUCGAUCUCAACAGCCAAGGUCCUGGGAUCGAAAAACAGGAUUUCAUGGAGCGGCCACUUCCGUCGAAUACAGAUGAAAGUUUUGACAUCGUUUCUCUCUCUUUGGUAUUGAACUAUGUUCCGGACGCAGCCGGUCGAGGAGAGAUGCUGAAACGCAUCACAAGAUUUCUGAGGAAACCAAUCGCACAAACCCAAACUUCGUCGACUAUUCUGCCAGCACUGUUCUUCGUCUUACCACGACCCUGUAUUGACAAUUCUCGAUACUUCGAUGAAGACCUACUGUUACGAAUCAUGACGAAAUUGGGCUUUACCAUGAGAUACAACAAGCACACCCCAAAGCUUUGCUACUACUUAUUCAUCCUGACUGAUGAGACUACGCCUACCCAAUUCCAAAAGAAGAAAAUCAGGGACAAACCAACCAUGAAUAACUUUACUAUCGUCGUGGAAUGA